AUGAUUAUUAGGUGUACAGUCAUUGGCAUUUACCUAUAUGUGUAUUGGGUGGGGCUCCAUUUUCAUUCUCCAGUAAGCCAGUAGAAAUCCCCUGAAAGUCCUUAUUCCCACAAAGACAGGCUUGAGCCUCUGCCAGUUGCGGUCAAAACCCAAUUUAAUCUUAAGAUUCUGAAUGGGCAAAGAACUAACCAAAAAACUCCCAGAAUCUCAUGGGUGAACAGUAAUGUCAUGCCCCCUCAGCCUGUGACACUGCCCGCCCCACCAAUCCAGCCGGUCAAGUCUGUGUCUGCUGGUCUUCUUCAAAGACAACCGUUGCUUUAGUCACCUAGUGUGUCACAGUUGCUAGUUAAAGAGGGCUUCCUGUGUGGAUAGCAAACAGGAAGAGCCUUCAUGAACAUUCUUUGUCAAUUCCUGAAGUCAUUCUGUUAUCUGAUUAGAUGUGAAUUGGAUAGAUUUAACCAGUAAAAAUCAUACAUUGGUAGUUUAAAAAUCCAGCAUUUAAAGCUUUGGCUACAGAAACACUGUUGCAGUCCACUUCUCCUUUUGCAUACAGAAUUCCAGCCCAUGAAGGACGUCACUCUCCCUCCCAGAGGUACAGAGAGUUCUUUCACAUGCUGGACUGAGCUAGGGACUGGGUCAGCUGGGUGGGAAGUAUAAAAGAGGGGAAGAGAAGAGGAGACAAGGGGAAGAGAGCAAAGCAGAGGGAAAGAGAUGCUUGUUGUGAUACAGAGAAUAACAUUAGAGAAUAAAGGGCUUUGUUAACGGUCCGUUAUUCUGUUAUACUUGCCUGUCCUGGUCUCGUUGCUGCUCAUCUCCAGUGAGCAGUGCAAUCCACGUGGAAAAUGGACGACUGACCUACCUGGCCGCAGUUUAAUUAUUGAUCUCCUGGCUGUAAUGGUAGAAAGCUGUGAUUCAGGAGAGGCUCUGUGAAGAGGAAGGUGUCUGGUGUGCUGAACGAGAACUCCCCUUCUUCCACCUUUUCCUUUGAGUUGGUUGACAUGGAUCCCGCCCAGCCCCUCUACCAGCCUGUAAAACCCCACUGGUUUUACUGUCGCCGCAUUGAGUCCAAGGACUUGUGGCUCCCCUUCAGCAGAGAGGACUCAGAGAGACUGGAACAGGCCUGCACUACUAUCUGUGUUACAGGUGGAAACGAGGAGGUGAUGGUUGCCGUGGAAGGGGAGAGAUACGAUGUGCGCGUGCUGGAGCGCCAGAGGUACGCUGUGUACUGGGACCAAAGGCCGUCAGAGGUCAGACGUUGUACCUGGUUCUAUAAGGGAGACAAAGAUACCAGAUACGUUCCCUACCCUGAGGAGUUCAGCAACAGCCUGGAGGAGGCCUAUAUGAUAGCAGUGACUCUAGAUGAGUGGAAGAGGAAGCUGGAGUUUCCUUCAGGAGAGACAGUCAUCCUGCACAACCCUAAACUGUUCAUGCAGUACCAGCCAAUCACGUUGCAGGACGAGUGGGUGUCGUCUCCCUCAGAGCAGACGCGUCCACGCACUGUCAAGAGGAGUGUUGACAACAUCACGGCAGAGAUACCCGAUGGUGAACCUGAGAAAAUUGACCACCUGGUGUUCAUGGUUCAUGGCAUCGGCCCUGCCUGUGACAUUCGCUUCAGGUCCAUCAUACAGUGUGUCAAUGACUUCAGGAGCGCCUCCCUGUCCCUGUUGGGGAGCCAUUACAGGAGAGGUCAGGAGGAGGGCAGGGUGGGCAGAGUUGAGUUCCUGCCUGUCGACUGGCACAGUGCACUGCAUGGAGACGCAACUGGAGUAGACCAGGACAUCCAGAGGAUCACGCUCCCCAGUAUCAGUCGUCUGAGACAUUUCACCAAUGACACUCUGCUGGACCUCUUCUUCUACAACAGUCCUACUUACUGCCAGACCAUAGUGGACACGGUGGCCUCAGAGGUCAACAGGCUCCACUCACUGUUCAAGCAGAGACACCCAGAGUUCACUGGAGCAGUGUCUGUGGUUGGACACAGCCUGGGCUCGCUGAUCCUGUUUGACCUGCUGACCAAUCAGAAGAUAGGAUCAGGAGAGACAGAGAUGGAUGAGGGUCAUCGUGGUGACCCCUCCCUUCUGACCUGUGAUGUGUUGGAGGAGGCUAUGUGCAGAAUGGGCCUCCAGGAGCACCUGGCUACACUACAGAGGGUGGACCUCGACCUGGACUCCCUGGCUCUGUGUGAUGACACUGACCUGGCAGCACUGGGACUCCCUCUGGGACCGAGGAAGAAGAUCCUCAACUUCAUACAGAAAAGGCGCCUACUACAUGAGGGUCAGCAGGGGAUGGUGCUUUUGGCCCCCGGGCUGCAGGCCCCAGAAGACCCUUCUCCCUUAGAGAGCCUUGGCCAGCAGUCUCCAGGGACACCACCAAGGCAACGCCCGCUUCUCAGAGGCCAGUCAUCAACCAGCGCUGUUGACUAUGAAUACUUUGAUGUGGGCAUUGGACAGACCAAUGGAGGCAUAGCCAAGGGACAGGUGUCCAUUAACUACCCCCAGUUGGCAUUUCAUCCUCAGGCCUUCUUUGCUUUUGGUUCUCCCAUUGGAAUGUUCUUGACUGUUCGUGGACUCAAACGCAUUGACCCAAACUACAGUUUUCCCACCUGCAAGAAUUUCUAUAACAUAUACCACCCUUUUGACCCUGUGGCAUAUCGUAUCGAGCCCAUGAUUGUAUCUGAGGUGGACUUAGAGCCUAUGCUGAUUCCCCAUCACAAGGGCCGCAAGAGGAUGCACCUGGAGUUGAAAGAGAGCCUGACACGAAUGAGUACCGACCUGAAGAAUAACGUUCUGGGCUCGUUUCGUACUGCCUGGCAGUCGCUGGUCCGAAUGCCGGCUCCUUCACUGCCCCAGACGGAGGAGGGAGAAACUUCGGCAGAAAGGUCCAUGAUUGAAAUAGAGGAGACAGCAUGUGCUGCCGUGAGGAAAGAGAGUAAGGCUGAUUUGUGGACAAAAAUUCUGGAGUGGCCCAAAAGCCCUUCGUUUAUACAUUACUUCCAAGGUGUUGGUGAACCUCCGGAGUCUACAGGGUCUGCAGAAGAGGAGGAGGGGCAUCAAGUGCAGGUGGGCAUGUUGAACGGAGGGAGGAGGAUCGACUACGUCUUGCAGGAGGCACCCAUUGAGAGCUUCAACGAAUACCUGUUUGCUAUUCAGUCUCACCUCUGCUACUGGGAGUCCGAGGACACCGCCCUGCUGCUGCUGAAGGAGAUCUAUGACAAACUGGGUGUGGCCUUUGAGCAACCACCGCAGUAAUCAUGGCUUUACUAACACAGAGACAAUUACAAAGGCUGAAGAACAACCAAAGGUCAAUGGAGAUGCUCGGCUGAGAGCAUAAACAGAAAGUUAUGAAGGCUAUAUAGACGAGAAGGAAGCUAUAAGCAAGUGUGUGUAUAUAUAUCCACUGAGAGUUAUUCAUAUUAAUUUCAUUUUUUAUGAAAAGCAACAAAACGAUAUUGAUCAUAGAUGCAGCCAGAGUUCACUCCCAGAAUGCCUUGUGUCUAAGCACCGCCUUGGACACAUCGGGUCGGCCUCUGGAUGUGUGACUGAAUUACCCACCUUGCAGCAGAUAACGUGGAGAUCACUGGAGUACCCAUAGAGAAGUGACAGAGCUCAUCUCCUGUCCUCUGACCACACAGGCAGUGAUGUUGAAGACUGACUCCUGUAUGCAAAAUACAAUUGUCGUCCCAUCUCCUAGAACCACGCUGAAAGCUCUGGACUGGGUGGUUCUGCUGCAGGGACAGGCUGUGUGAUUAACAUGUGUUUCUAACCGGUCAUCCUGUUUGAUUCUUCUGCAACCUUUUUAUCAGUUAUUUGUAUCACUUUUUGUUCUCUGCCUUAGACUUACGUCAUAAUACAUGGACAAUGAAGGACGUUUAUGCAGGACAAUGAUUGCUCUACCUUGUUUUUAGUGCAUGUUUCUAGAAGGUUGUCUACCAGCACUACCAGAAGGGUAACACUUAUGCUGCAUCAGAUUCUAAAAAACCCUGAGAAAGGGUAUGAACACAUUUAACCCAUUCUCACUGUGUCAUGUAUAUGAAGGCUUUAUGAGCGCUACAUAUCACCACCCUGUAGUGUUACCAUAAAAAUUACUCCUAUGAUGCCAGUGCAAUUUGAUACUAUGAUGUCACUCUAUCUUAACUGACUACGGACAACUAUGUAUUUGUAUUUCAAUUAUUGUAAAAACUGAACUGACACAGUAUGUUUCCUUCAAGUACUUGAAAGGUGAAAGUGCACAGGCUUAUCGUCCCGUGUGUGUGUGCAUGCGUGCGUGUGCGUGUGUCACCCAGAACAUAUCAGUCAAUCAGCACUGCAGUCCUUUAAAAGGCAUGAAUCAUCACUAUGGCUGAAUCUGACCACACACCAUCUUAUUUUCUCUGCUGACAGAACUGGUUAAACUAUCGUUCUGGUCCAGGGGGGCUUAUGGAAUGCCUGACCCCAGACCCCAACAGUUGCGCUUCAUUUUUCAAUUGUCCAUUCACAGAAGAAGGGAGUUUGAUUAGGCAACUGACCUUCUGCUUGUAAUGUUCUGUGUAACAUGUCCCUGGUCUUUUGAGGUCACACCUCCUAACCUUGUCAUGCCUCCUGUUGUAACAGGCUAAGAUAUAGUUCACAAAACUGUUAAUAACAUUUAAUUUAGCUGACUGGUUUGCUUUAUUACUUAAUGUAAGCAUGAUAUGAUAUAAUUUUUUUACUGACAUCAAAUGUUUUUCAUUAAUAAUGUUACGAUUAUCAGAUUAUACAACUAGAUUAUGAAAAGAUUAUCAGGCUGUCAUGCAAUAUAUAGCAGCAUAAUGCGUUAAACCUUUGUUAAUGUGUUUUUUC
Esox lucius (northern pike) is the source of this 4814-nucleotide messenger RNA. RefSeq names its product DDHD domain containing 2 (gene ddhd2). The coding region runs from base 999 to 3245 and encodes 748 amino acids. The record is from RefSeq and is a predicted model, not a curated record. The transcript is spliced from 19 exons. Lineage: Eukaryota; Metazoa; Chordata; Actinopteri; Esociformes; Esocidae. Gene Ontology annotation, molecular function: protein binding; metal ion binding; triacylglycerol lipase activity. Gene Ontology annotation, cellular component: COPII-coated ER to Golgi transport vesicle.